This is a messenger RNA of Suillus plorans, 1159 nucleotides long. RefSeq lists its product as uncharacterized. NCBI's taxonomy places the organism in Eukaryota, Fungi, Basidiomycota, Agaricomycetes, Boletales, Suillaceae. The record is from RefSeq and is a predicted model, not a curated record. The transcript has 4 exons. The coding region runs from base 254 to 1006 and encodes 250 amino acids.
ACCCUUCUGGCUGCAGUGCACCGCUGUUGUGAGAAUGGUUUCAACUUGGACCUUGGUAGCUCAUUUGACCAGGUCAUCAAUGAGCGCCUCGUUCUGGAAUAUCCCGGUUUACAUGAUAGCCGAAUCCUCCACCAAUUAGAGUGUUUGUUUUCAGGCUCACGUAAGGCAGUGAGCCCUGCAGCUGGUAACUUGAUCACGACUAUCAGGAGAAGUCCACACUAGCAGAUGGCCCUUUGACAGCAAAAGGCCGUCAAUGUGGUAUUGUGUGCGUCAUGGCUUCUCCCGCGCUGUUAGAACUACUACCCUGCCUCGAACCAAGUCACGAGAGAGCUUUCAAAAGGCAUUCCCAUGGCCUACCGAACUACGUGCAAUGACACGGCACUCACGUCAAGAACUACAUUAUUCUCCAUUCAGCUCGAAUCCGCCCUCGGGUUGCCGUUGCCCCUCGAUGCGACCGUAUUCCACGGGCGCUUACAUGCUUUUAAGUCUAAAUUGUUUCCUCAAAGAAAACAAGAACAUGUUCUCGAGAGAAAAACAGAUCCGGGGUUUACCCUGGAUCACUAUGUUUAGCUCACUAAUAAAAGAACCGCUUAGAGCUUGCAAAUCUACUACGCGAGUUCAUCAUCAUAAUUUCGACGGGGUUCCAUCCUAUCGUGAUGAUCAUGAGUGUGCUAAAUUGUUUCGAGAUGCUACACAUCGGUCCGAACAUCGCAAUAUUUCAAUGCAGGAACGUCUUACGGUGGGAAGACAUGGAUGCUCCGAGGCCGAUGAUUGUGUACUCAUCUUUAGCCACCGGUGCAGGUGUCUGUGCUGCAUCUGUGGCGUGAAGACAAGGAUGUCAUCAUUAUCACUGCAGGAACAGACGACUGUGGGAACUCGAAGAGCUAAGAAAGCUUUCUGUGAAGCGUUCCGAGGUCGUCGUGUACUCCAUGAUGGUCACUGGUCCAGAAUCUCAUACCUUGGUGCCCGUGGAGCAUAUCGUCAUCAUCAGCGUCAUCACCAUUAAUAGGGCCGCCGUCAGGUGUUCCAACGCGGAACGAGCAUCCUGAGCGAACACCAACGAAACGUUACAAACGUAGCUUUGACUACUCGUGUGGAAGUGGUGGUAUCGACGAUAGUGACUGGCUACAGGCCUCGAGGCAGAAGCAGAGCUUCUCGC